AUGAAAGACUACCAAGAUUGGUUCCAGGACCAGGGCAAGGUGGGGGUGACGUUCAACAUUGGCACGGUGGACAUCAGCGUGAAGGAGCUCACCACCGACAUCAACGACGGCAAGUACCACCUGGCACGCUUCACUAGGAACGGGGGCAACGCCACACUGCAGGUGGACAACUGGCCAAUCAACGAGCACUUCCCCACAGCUCACAGCGACAUUGAGCGCUAUCAAAUGGCAAACAAGAAAAUCCCGUUCAAAUACACCCGGCCGGUAGAGGACUGGCUCCAGGAGAAAGGACGUCAGCUGACCAUCUUCAACACCCAGGCUACCAUCUCCAUCGGGGGGAACGACCGCAAGCGCCCAUACCAGGGCCAGCUGUCCGGCCUGUACUACAACGGCCUGAAGGUGCUCAACAUGGCGGCUGAGGGGCACGCCAACAUCAAGAUCAACGGCAGCGUGCGUCUGGUGGGCGACGUGCCCGUCAGCCGGGGGGCAGCGAGGACCACCACCUCCGUACCCCCGGAGAUGUCCACCACCUUCAUCGAGACCACCACCACCCUGUCCACCACCACCACCCGCAAGCAACGCUCCCCGCCCACCAUCCAGACGACGGACGACAUUGUGUCUUCAGCGGAGUGCUCCAGUGACGACGAGGAUCUGGAGGAGUGUGACUCUGGACAUGCAGGAGAGGAGUUAGUGAUCCCCAUACUGGUAGAGGACCCCCUAGACACCCCUCCCGUCUCCCAACCCUCCCCCUUCAUCCCCCUCCCUCCUACCCUCCGCCCCGUCCUCACCAUUAUCGAGAUCACCCAAGAGUCCCUGCCACUGGCCACUGAGGCGGGGCUACCUUGCUUGUCGGACCGAGGCAGCGAUGAUUGUGAUGGUGAUGAUGAUGAUGAUGAUGGCAUGGUGAUUUCGGGGUUUGGCUCUGGUGAAGCUUUCGACUCUAGCCUGCCCCCGACUGACGAUGAGGAUUUUUUCACCACCUUCUCCCUGGUAACAGAUAAGAUCUUGACCACAUCGGCCUAUGAAGGAGGCUACAAAGCUCUCGCACCCAAGUGGGAGGCCAAGGACUUGAGGCCUAGCAAAGCCUCAGAGGCGGGUAGGACUACCCCCGCCCUGCCUCUGCCUGAUCCCAGGGGCACCGUGGUGGCGCCAGUCCCCUCAGACACGCCGCCCAAGUUGCCCGCCGGUAAAAUGAACAACCGUGAGGUGAAGCCCCUCCAGCCGGACAUAGUCCUGCUACCCCUCCCCACGUCCUCCGACCUGGAGGGCACCAGGCCGCGGGGGCCCCUCGUCACCUCGCCCAUGCUCCGCACCGUGCCUGCCGCCCUGCCCACCGUGCCUGGUGUACGGCGGGUGCCCCCGGGCGCCUCCGAGGUGAUCCGGGAGUCGAGCAGCACCACGGGCAUGGUGGUGGGCAUCGUGGCAGCGGCCGCGCUCUGCAUCCUCAUCCUCCUCUACGCCAUGUACAAGUACAGGAACAGGGACGAGGGCUCCUACCAGGUGGACGAGACCAGGAAUUACAUCAGCAACUCGGCGCAGACCAACGGCGCAGUGGUGAAGGACAAGGCGCCGAGCGCGGCCAAGGGCACCAGCGUCAAGAGACCAAAAGACAAGGACAAGGAGUACUAUGUGUAAGGACAAAAAUAAUAUAAAGGUCCAUCAUUCCCAACGACAUUUAAGAAAAAAAUUAUGUAACGAAACUGGUUGGAAUUUAAAAACAAACUGUUGACAGUACCAUAUUGGGAGCUGCGAUUUCAAACCGGGGGAGGGAUUCCUCUGUGAACUCAAUGAGUCGUCGAACAUUUUCAAACGUAACUGUGACUUGUUGAAACUUUCUUGCUGAGGUGACUGUGACAAAGUAGCUGAUAGGGACGAUGCAGAGAUAUCCUGCCUACCCCAGUGACGUAGUCCAAACGACAGUGUAAGAUAUUUCACUGGUCACACGGCUGCCCCAGAGACUGUUAGGAGGUGUGUGAUUGUUGGCGUAAACAACCGUGUCCGUUGUAACCCCUGUAAAAUACAACCACCAUCAUUUCGGCCAUUUCUGCGCUUGCAUGUGAGUUGUAUGUGACGUGCAGGCAUUUGUGUAAGUGAGGGACCUGAAGAAUUAUGAUUGUCAGAAAAAUGGAAAGACUAAACUUUAGUGUCCAAGGGAAGGCUUUUCAGUACGUGUUGCCAGUGACAGUGUGAGGUAAGCUGUUUGUUGACAUGGUGUCUUUCCUCGAUCGAGGCAUAGAGAGGGAUGAGACUUUGUCGCUGCUGUCCACACAGUGCUCAACAAAUGCUCAGAGAGAGGCAAAAUAGCAAUGUAUCUCAAUUUGUCUUUAUUUUUCCUCCCGAUCUCACAUACAGAUUUGAUUGCUAUGCAUGACGUCCAAAUUCUAGGUGGUGCUCAGCCAUGCUGGAGAGGAUUCACAAAAUGGCAAAAUGCAACAUUGUUUUAUAUUGAACUUUAGAUUCCCGCUAUAACAUUUUCUUUCUCAGUUUUCCCCAAAGACCUCCAGUUUUAGCCAUUUAUUACGUCCUGUUGGUCCCGUUUUCCCAUCUCUGGAUCUUACUGACAGAUACUACAUCAUCAUUUCUGGAGGUCUGCUACAGUAUUGAGACCAAGAGGCAGAGGAUUCACCCCGGAAUGAGGAUAUUGUGAAUUGUAUCUGUUGUCACAGUCAACUGUGUCGAAAACAACAAAUAUGUUUACAUAUUUUAUUACAUCAUUAGCCGUUGUAAUUUGCCGCUCAAUAUUGUACAUAACAUUUGAGUUUCCGUUGUUAUUUUUUAUUUAUUGUACAGACACUCAUUUAGUGGUGUAGUACACGACAGAAAUCAAACCUUUGUUGUUGGGAGAAGCUGGGUUAGAGCGUUGUACGUAUUUGCAUAUUUUAUAAAAGACAGGAGGAAUAUGUUUUAGGUUAGAAAAUCUAGUCUUUCUGGAUGGUGUUUCUUCGCAUGGAUAUGUGACUACCGGGAGUUGUCAAUGAACUAGAAAACACCCCUCCCAAAUAAUGUAUUGGGGAUUCCUUGAUUCUUGAUUACUUUAUUGUAAUUUUUUUUUCAUUUGAGAUCAAUUGGCAAGGAAAAUAAAGAUGCUGAAGGAUUUGGAGACCCAUAGCUGGCACCUUACUGACAUACAGGUGUGGUUUAGUUUUUUAAAUUGUGAUGUCUAUGUUUCUCUCUCUGUUUUUAAAUGUUAUUUUACAUUUGUGUUUCUCUGUUGCUUGUGCAGGUUCAUUUACAACUUUCUCAUUUUCUGACAGUUUGUGGCUGGAAGUUUUUUUAUUAUUUAUUACACAAAUUAUUUAUCUGUUACAUUUUCAUUUUGCGUUCAUAGCAAAUCCAGUGUGUACAUUCAUUUAUUUUCUGUGUUGUUAACGCUUUUUAAAUAAUUUAAUUACUGUUUUUGCUCCUUUGACUCCAGACAAUUCCCAGCAAUAAAAUGUUCUCCCCAAAGUGUUCAAUGGUACGCUGCGUUC
Hypomesus transpacificus is the source of this 3470-nucleotide messenger RNA. RefSeq names its product neurexin-3b-beta-like. The record is from RefSeq and is a predicted model, not a curated record. The transcript is spliced from 6 exons. NCBI's taxonomy places the organism in Eukaryota, Metazoa, Chordata, Actinopteri, Osmeriformes, Osmeridae. The coding region runs from base 1 to 1635 and encodes 544 amino acids.